AUGCCAUUUCUCACUGUUGGGGUUCUGCAGGGCGAAACUCCCUCUGGAGUCCAGGUCGCUCUCCUUAGUCUCCGGCUGAUCCAGGUACCAGCGGCUGGAUUUGCAUGCCGAGGGGUGGUCCCGGGUUCUUGCGCCAAGUUUCUGGGCAUCCCGCCCCCCUCAAGGAAGGGAGCGGUCCGGCGCGCGUCUUCCCUCGAGGGCGCGAAAGGGAACUCGGAGCUGCUCCGCGCCAGGGCCCGGCUGUCCAGCGGCGAAGCCGGGCGGGGCCGCGGCGCGGGUCCGAGCGCCCGAGGCGCGGGCGGAGCAUGUGACCACGCCGCGCGGGGCCGGGCGCGCAGUGCCGCGCGGUGGCGGUGGCUGGGAGAGCAAUGGAGGCCGCGGCCGCCUGAGAGGCGGGUGCGCUGCCGGUGCUGCUGCGGAGGCUGCUGGUGCUGCGAAGCCGCCGCGGGCUGUGCAUCCGCGCUCGCCGCCCGCGCAGGAUCGCGGGUCGCCGUCCGGCCGCUCUGCCACCCCUGGCGCUUGACCAGGACCUCAGUUCACAAGAGCAGUGAUUCCCUGGCUUUUUCAACAAUGUACCCUGUUUCCUGGCACACUCACCACUGAGGGUAAAUUCUUUUU
Camelus dromedarius (Arabian camel) is the source of this 618-nucleotide messenger RNA. RefSeq lists its product as uncharacterized. The record is from RefSeq and is a predicted model, not a curated record. The transcript is spliced from 3 exons. The coding region runs from base 1 to 603 and encodes 200 amino acids. NCBI's taxonomy places the organism in Eukaryota, Metazoa, Chordata, Mammalia, Artiodactyla, Camelidae.